Messenger RNA from Schistocerca americana (American grasshopper), 1779 nucleotides. RefSeq names its product centrosomal protein of 112 kDa-like. The transcript has 15 exons. The coding region runs from base 93 to 1601 and encodes 502 amino acids. Lineage: Eukaryota; Metazoa; Arthropoda; Insecta; Orthoptera; Acrididae. The record is from RefSeq and is a predicted model, not a curated record.
GUGCCAGAGUUUUCCAUUGGCUGCACUGAAUUGUGCGGUUGUCAAAGUUGUAUUCGAAUGGGUGAAGUUGUGAUAUUGUAACGAAUUACGGAAUGGAAGAGAAAACCAAUAUACGCGAGAUAAUAGCAACAUUAAGUGACCACACGGAAAGAAUAUUAUGUAAGAGACGACAGGAGUUGAAGGACGAUGAGGUUGUGGUGAAAGGGGUUAUUGACAGACUUAAUUCUCUGAAUUAUGUUCGAAAUACAGGGUGGCCAGAUAAAGAGGAGAUCCUGAAUGCUUAUCAAAAGGCUCGAGAGGAUCGUGAUGAAUAUAAAUUUCAACUAAAUGACUGCAAAACUAAAUUAAAAGAACUGAAGGAGGAGCUUGAAGCAACAAGACUGAACCAGACACAGCACAAUAUAUCCAUAGCAGCAGAUUUAUCUCAAAUCAAUGAAAGGAAAAGCUGUGCCUAUGCGAGAUUGGAACCAGGUGCUAGCAACAAGAAUGGUGCUGGGGGAGAACCUAAUACAAUACACUCAGCUUCUGAAGAAACAUAUAAGAGAGAACUUCAGUAUCUUCACAAGACAAAUGAACAAUUCCUUGAAAAAAUUCGUAAGCUUGAGUCUGAUUUGCUAUCACAGGAAGCACUCAAGGAAAAACUGAAUGAGUAUGAAGGAGAAAAUAUGAAGCUUAGGAAAAUUGCAGAAGAAAAACAGGCAAAAAUGAUGGAUAUGCAAAUCAAAUUUGACGAAAAAUUUAAAAAUUCGAAACGUGAUUUCACUUUCGAAAUCUCUAUGUUGAACAGCAAAAAUCUAGAGUUAGAGAAGCAGAGAGAGGUUUUGGGAAUCGAGCUAGCAGCAGCACAUGAAGAAAUAAGAUUAUUGAAGCUGUCGCUUAAGAAUCCAGUGAAAGAAGCAGCAGAACACGGUAACUGCACUGAAUUUGCAGAUGAGGCUGUGACUAAUUCAGAACAGACAGAAAAGGAAAUUACACUUGGAAAAGAAGAGCUCUUGAAUGUAAAUACACAAAGGGAGAAAAGAGGUCUGCUGCAAUCAAUAGAGAAUAUGCCUGAGCAUUGUUCUCUUACAAGCCUGUCAGAACAAUCACUCACUGAGGAGCAACAAGUAAUGGUGGAUGAAGCUAAGGAGUUGGGUCUUGGAGUUAACAGAGGAACCAAAAGAGGUCAAAGAGGGGCCAAAGGAUCAAAGAAGGAACGAGUUGCAUCACAGAAACAAGAAGCAAAAAAGAUGAAGUCAUCAGACGAGACAAACGAUGAUCCUUUACAAAAUAUAAAAAAUGAAUCAGUGGACACAAGUACUUCGAAUACCAGGAAGGGUACACGAAUGAGAACAGUUGUAAAUGCAAAGAAAAAGACCGUUGAAUCAAGUAAAGAUGCUGCUGUAACAAAUAAUAAGCAGAACAAGAAAUUGGCGGCUAAACAAGGAGCGGAUGAAAAUGUGGAACCAUGCCCUCUUGAAUACAGUAGAUCUUCAUCGAACGUUAACGUUACGUUGGAAAAGAUCAAACUUACUGAAGAUACAUCAACACCAAUCGGAAAACUGUUAAAAAAGGUACAAGGUAAUAACAACAAACGCACAAAUCGUAGGAGGAAUAAGUAAUUACAGAGCAGAAAUAUGUCUUACGAAAUGAGCAGAAAUAUGUCUUACGAAAUGAAGUGAGAAUGUUGGUACAUACUGUUUUUUAAUUGCUGUGGCAUGAAUAAUUUUGAAGUAAUUUUCUUGUGUGCAGCAUAACUAUUUCUGUAGACUAAUAAAAGCACUUGGUUUAAGAGCAUCA